Molecule: messenger RNA, 997 nt
Organism: Andrographis paniculata
Lineage: Eukaryota; Viridiplantae; Streptophyta; Magnoliopsida; Lamiales; Acanthaceae
Product: classical arabinogalactan protein 26-like
Exons: 1
Coding region: 1-453 (150 amino acids)
Source: RefSeq, a predicted model, not a curated record
AUGACUUCUCCUUCAUCUUCAAUCCAAAUGUCAAAUUUCUUCAUCCUCUUGUCUUUUCUAACACUAACACUCUUCUCUUCUUCUUCACUAAGUUCACAAUCAUCUCUCAAUAAAAAUGACUUUGCCAUUAUUGCAGCAACUCCAGCUUUAUUACCAAAUCCUCCUCGGACUCCGUACGUUGCAGUCUCACCUGACAUUGCACCUCUCUUUCCGACACCCGGCGGCAACGGCGGCGGCGGAGACUCGAUGCCAACAAUACCCUCCACCCGGAGCCCACCUAAUCCCGACGCAACAAUCGGCCCCGAUGCCGCCGCAGUUGCGCCGUCGGGGGCGUUGCCGGAAUCGUCCGCCGGCGAUCUUGAUUUGGCAAAAUGGUUGGGAGUUGGUUGUGUAUGUUUCUUGGCUUAUUGGUUAGUGAAUUUUCGAUACGUUAUACGGUAUGAUUUGAUAUGAUUCAUAUGGGGUUAGUUUAUUGUUGUGAGUACUUUUUUUUUUGGGUGUAUACAUUUCUUUUUUAUCUUGAUUCUUUUAAGAGUUUUAAGUUGGAUUAUUGAAGAUCUAGUAAUGGUUGUUUACUUAGGUGUAUUUACUUGAAAGAUUUUGAUUUUCAAUAGAAAAAUUUUGAAUUGAAAUAGUUAUUUGAUGUGAUAUAAAUAUGUAUUGACGUAAUGUUUUGAAUAUAAAAUUAAAUUUUUGUGUAAUAUAAUAAAUAAUAAGUAUUUGAUUUAAUGUUUUGGUAGAGAAAAAAAAUUAAAAUAGUAAAAUCGGGGUAAAAAUCUUACAAGUAGUAUUUAAUUUAAAUGAUUUGUUUUGAGUAAAUAAAAGUAGAAAAAGUAAUAAUUUUUUACUAAAAAAAAAAAGAACACAUGCACACACGCAGGAUUCAACCCUCGACCAAGGGAUAUCUCAUAGCUUGAUCUACGAAGGUUUCACCACCUUUGUUGAGUAAUUGAUGUAGUAACUUUUAGUUUUAUUAUUCAUUUACUUAUUGCUUAAA